Messenger RNA from Scophthalmus maximus (turbot), 1330 nucleotides. It is a transcript of the gene c1qtnf6a, whose product is annotated as C1q and TNF related 6a. NCBI's taxonomy places the organism in Eukaryota, Metazoa, Chordata, Actinopteri, Pleuronectiformes, Scophthalmidae. The record is from RefSeq and is a predicted model, not a curated record. The coding region runs from base 234 to 983 and encodes 249 amino acids. Gene Ontology annotation, molecular function: protein binding. The transcript is spliced from 3 exons.
CGAAAAUGCAGACCAGGACUUUCCAUAACCCCGGGGAGACACUUGUUGCCGGAGUCUGCACAAGUCCAGCCAUAGGAGGGAUCUAUAGGAAACAUCUGACAAUCAGAGGGCUGCUGACUGAGGAAACUCUCUCCUCCGUCCUUUUGUCUCCUCAGAGGACUGAAGCGGCUGCAGAGACGUGAACAAGGCCCUCCACUUCAUGUGGUAGUCUCCUCUGCUUGACAGGAGCAGCCAUGCUGGGGGUCCUCCUCAUCCUGUCCCUCUCCUCCCUGGUGGCUCUGGUCCCGCCCCCUCCUGCCCCUCCUGCCCUCUGCAAGUCCUGCUGCGAUCACCUGGAGCCAGCAGAGGGCAGCGGGGCCCAGCCGAUCACAGAGGGGUUCAACCAUGUGCCCGAGGUCCGCACCUACAUCAACAUGACCAUCCUCAAAGGUGACAAAGGAGAACGUGGCGACAGAGGAACACCAGGUAAAGCUGGACACGAUGGCCCCCCAGGCUCCAGGGGGCCCAUGGGCUCAGAAGGCGCUAAGGGCCAGGCAGGUCUUCCAGGAGACCCCUGCAAAGUGCAGUACUCUGCCUUCUCUCUUGGCCGUCGCAAAUCCCUCCACAGCCUGGAGUCCUACCAGGCGCUGGUGUUUGACACGGUCUUCGUCAACCUUGACGGCCACUUUGACAUGUUCAAAGGGAAGUUCUCCUGCCACAUCCCGGGGAUCUACCUCUUCAACGUCAACAUUCACACGUGGAACUUCAAGGAGACAUAUCUACACAUCAUGCAGAAUGACAAAGAGCAGGCCAUCGUGUAUGGCCAGCCCGGCGACCGCUCCAUCAUGCAGAGCCAGAGCCUGCUGCUGGAGCUGGAGCUGAACGACGAGGUGUGGGUCCGACAGUACAAGAGGGAGCGGGAGAACGCGAUUUACAGUGAUGAUGUAGACGUCUACAUCACUUUCAAUGGAUACCUCAUCAGAGCUAGUGUGAACGACUAUUGAAUGAGAGAAGAGGGAAGAGUCGCUGAGCAUGUGACUGUUGAGCUGGGAAGCAAACAAACUGAACUGACAUGGGAAAAGGAAGAAGAGAGCAAUUCACAGUUCUGUUGUUCUCUUCUUCCAUUCAUUCCUUGAGAUAAAGGUGUCCGGCAUGUUCCGCCGUGGUGCUAGAAUUACAAUUGUUGUAGGAGAAUCAGCGAUACCUCUUUGAGAAAAUGUGAAGUAAACUAAAAUACACUCAUUACCACAAUGGAAACUUGUCACAAAUAUGAAAGAUUUUAAUCAAAUGGAUGUGUUGGUGGGUCGGUGUUAGAUGCAGAUGAUGAAUAUUAAAAUUUUCCAAAAGGGGA